UAAUAAUAAUUUUACACAACUCAUCUUCUUCACACCCUCAGAUCUCACUCUUUUCAACACACACAAAUGCCGUCUGAUCACAACCCUACUGCAUAUUAAUCCCCAAAUCAAAUCGAUCAAUUCUCCAAAUUAGGGCACUCAAUUCUCAGAUCUAAAGGUUAGAAAACGGUUGAACAAGAUGUUGACGAAGUUUGAGACGAAGAGUAAUCGAGUGAAAGGCUUGAGUUUCCACAGCAAAAGGCCAUGGAUCUUGGCGAGUCUUCACAGUGGUGUGAUCCAGCUAUGGGAUUACCGGAUGGGGACGCUCAUUGAUCGGUUUGAUGAACAUGAUGGUCCUGUUCGUGGCGUGCACUUUCAUCAGUCGCAACCGCUUUUUGUUUCUGGAGGAGAUGAUUACAAGAUCAAAGUAUGGAACUACAAGCUUCAUCGCUGUUUGUUUACUCUUCUCGGCCAUCUCGAUUAUAUCCGGACCGUUCAAUUUCAUCAUGAGAAUCCUUGGAUCGUUAGCGCUAGUGAUGAUCAAACUAUCCGUAUCUGGAACUGGCAAUCUCGUACUUGCAUUUCUGUUUUGACCGGACACAAUCAUUACGUAAUGUGCGCUUUAUUCCAUCCAAAAGAGGACCUUGUGGUAUCAGCAUCGUUAGAUCAAACCGUUCGAGUUUGGGAUAUUGGUUCCCUAAAGAAGAAGACAGUUUCCCCUGCUGAUGAUAUCCUUCGGCUGAGUCAGAUGAAUGCCGAUUUCUUCGGUGGCGUUGAUGCUGUCGUGAAGUACGUUUUGGAGGGCCAUGAUCGAGGAGUCAACUGGGCGUCGUUUCAUCCCACUCUUCCUCUUAUUGUUUCCGGAGCUGAUGACCGUCAAGUAAAGAUCUGGCGGAUGAACGAUACAAAAGCAUGGGAAGUAGACACACUAAGAGGUCACAUGAAUAACGUAUCAUGUGUUCUUUUCCAUUCAAGACAGGACAUCAUAGUAUCAAACUCCGAAGACAAAAGCAUUCGCGUUUGGGACGCUACAAAACGGACCGGCCUACAAACUUUCCGACGCGAGCAUGACCGGUUCUGGAUUCUUGGGUGUCACCCCGAGAUGAAUCUUCUAGCAGCAGGCCACGACAGUGGUAUGAUCGUUUUCAAGUUAGAACGCGAACGUCCCGCUUUCUCCGUUAGCAGUGAUUCCCUCUACUUCGUAAAAGACCGCUUUCUACGAUUCUACGAGUACUCUUCUCAAAAAGAUACUCAAAUUUUACCGAUCCGUAGGCCGGGCUCCAACAACCUGAACCAGGGCCCGCGAACUCUUUCGUACAGCCCAACCGAAAACGCGAUUUUAAUAUGUUCAGAUGUAGAUGGUGGAUCUUAUGAACUGUACAUCAUACCUAAAGAGAGUAUUACUAGAGGAGAUACAGUUCAAGAUGCGAAACGCGGUGUCGGAGCGUCUGCGGUUUUCGUGGCCCGAAACAGAUUUGCGGUACUCGAAAAAAGCACGAAUCAGGUGCUCGUCAAGAACUUGAAAAACGAGAUCGUGAAAAAGAGUGCGUUACCUUUUGCGACCGAUGCGAUAUUCUACGCUGGUACGGGUAACUUGCUAUGCAGGGCGGAAGAUAGAGUGUUCAUCUUUGACCUACAACAACGAUUGGUUAUUGGAGACUUACAGGCGUCUUUUGUAAGAUACGUUGUUUGGUCAAGUGAUAUGGAGAGUGUUGCCUUGCUUAGCAAGCAUUCGAUAAUCAUAGCUGACAAGAAGCUCGUUCAUCGGUGCACACUUCAUGAAACAAUCAGAGUGAAAAGCGGAUCGUGGGAUGAUAACGGUGUGUUCAUCUACACAACGUUAACUCAUAUUAAAUACUGUUUACCGAACGGAGACAGUGGAAUCAUUAAGACCCUUGACGUACCGGUUUACAUCACAAAAAUAUUUGGAAAUACCGUCUUUUGUUUGGACCGUGAUGGGAAAAACCGUCCGAUAGUUAUUGAUUCAACCGAAUAUAUUUUCAAGCUAUCUUUACUGAAAAAAAGAUACGAUCAUGUAAUGAGCAUGAUACGAAACUCGGAGCUUUGUGGGCAAGCGAUGAUAGCGUAUUUACAACAAAAAGGUUUUCCGGAAGUCGCCCUACAUUUUGUGAAAGACGAAAGAACGCGUUUCAAUCUGGCGCUUGAAAGCGGAAAUAUUCAGAUUGCCGUUGCGUCUGCUAAAGAAAUUGAUGAAAAAGAUCAUUGGUAUAGAUUAGGUGUCGAAGCGCUUCGGCAGGGUAAUUCCGGUAUCGUUGAAUACGCGUACCAAAGGACAAAAAACUUCGAGAGGCUAUCGUUUUUAUAUCUGAUUACCGGAAAUUUGGACAAACUGUCAAAAAUGAUGAAAAUAGCCGAGGUGAAAAACGAUGUUAUGGGGCAGUUUCAUAACGCUUUGUAUUUGGGUGAUGUUCAAGAACGGAUUAAGAUUUUGGUUAACGCUGGUCAUCUGGCUUUAGCGUACGCUACAGCCAAAACGCACGGGUUGAAUGAUAUUGUCGAAGAUCUUGCGGAUAAACUUGAAGGUAAUGUUCCAACUUUACCCUCGAGGUCUAGCUCUCUUUUGAUCCCACCGACGCCUGUGUUAUGCGGUGGAGAUUGGCCGUUACUGCGGGUCAUGAAGGGAAUAUUCGAAGGCGGUCUCGAUAAUGUCGGAAAAGGUGGUAACGAAGAGUAUGAAGAUGCUGGUGAUGCCGAUUGGGGUGAGGAGUUGGAUAUUGACAAUAUUGUCGAUGUGGAUAAUAUUCAAAAUGGUGACAUCAGCAUGGCGCUUGAUGAUGGAGCAGUUGAGGACGAAAACGAAGAGGGUGGUUGGGAUCUUGAAGAUCUCGAGCUUCCUGCUGACGUGGAAACCGAAACCCCGAAAGGUGUUACGAAUCGGUCAUCAGCGUUUGUGACGCCGACUGUCGGUAUGCCGGUGAGUCAGAUAUGGGUGCAGAAAUCGUCUCUUGCUGCUGAACAUGCCGCGGCCGGAAACUUUGAAACCGCCAUGCGGUUGUUGACCCGCCAGCUCGGAAUCAAAAACUUCACACCGUUGAAAUCGUUGUUCAUCGAUCUUCACAUGGGAAGUCAUUCUUACUUACGUUGCUUUUCAUCUUCUCCGUUGAUCUCAUUGGCUAUCGAGCGGGGCUGGAGUGAGUCAGCAAGUCCGAACGUCCGGGCCCUACCCGCACUCGUCUUCAAUUUCUCUCAGUUAGAAGAAAAACUCAAAGCGGGUUACAAAGCCACCACUACCGGGAAAUUUACCGAAGCGUUACGCCUGUUUUUAACCAUCCUUCAUACCAUUCCUUUAAUUGUUGUCGAGUCUAGACGAGAAGUGGACGAAGUUAAAGAGUUGAUCAUUAUCGUGAAAGAAUACGUUUUGGGUUUACAAAUGGAGCUUAAACGAAGAGAAUUAAAAAAUAACCCGGUCCGCCAACAAGAACUGGCGGCUUAUUUCACUCACUGUAACCUUCAGCUACCGCAUUUGAGGCUAGCAUUGAUGAACGCUAUGACUGUGUGUUACAAAGCGGGUAAUUUAAUCACAGCGUCAAAUUUUGCAAGGAGGUUAUUGGAGACUAACCCUACUGCCGAAAACCAAAUGAAAACGGCCCGUUCGGUUAUGCAGGCUGCUGAGAGAAACAUGAAGGAUUCGACGGAGUUGAAUUACGAUUUUAGAAACCCGUUUGUUGUUUGUGGGGCUACUUAUGUGCCGAUAUACAGGGGACAGAAGGAUGUUGUAUGCCCAUACUGUAAUUCGCACUUUGUUGUUUCUCAAGAAGGCCAGCUUUGUACUGUUUGUGAUCUUGCGGUGGUUGGAUCAGACGCUUCGGGUUUACUGUGUUCUCCAGCACAGAUCAGAUGAUUUAAUAAGUUUUCUCCUUUGGUUUAACGGUGUCUGGAUUCCGGAGAAAAGUGGAAGAAUUUUGGCUGGUAGCUGAUGUAGGGAGCCCGACGACAUUAAACUGUAAAUUAGAUUUGGUUAUGGAUCUAGUUUCAUUAUCCAGAUAUUUGAACCAUUUUUGUUUUCUUUGGACUUGGUUGUGGUUAAAGACGUCACAAAACGGUGUCGGUUUGUGAACUGUGGUUGUAUGUAGACGUUUUUGCUUGAUAUUUCAGGACCUAAUUGUUUCUCACUAA
Helianthus annuus (common sunflower) is the source of this 4116-nucleotide messenger RNA. Its product is annotated as coatomer subunit alpha-1. Gene Ontology annotation, cellular component: COPI vesicle coat. NCBI's taxonomy places the organism in Eukaryota, Viridiplantae, Streptophyta, Magnoliopsida, Asterales, Asteraceae. Gene Ontology annotation, molecular function: structural molecule activity; protein binding. Bases 179 to 3841 code for a protein of 1220 amino acids. The record is from RefSeq and is a predicted model, not a curated record. Gene Ontology annotation, biological process: retrograde vesicle-mediated transport, Golgi to endoplasmic reticulum; endoplasmic reticulum to Golgi vesicle-mediated transport; intra-Golgi vesicle-mediated transport. The transcript is spliced from 5 exons.